This is a messenger RNA of Mirounga angustirostris (Northern elephant seal), 1160 nucleotides long. RefSeq names its product vitamin D3 hydroxylase-associated protein-like. The record is from RefSeq and is a predicted model, not a curated record. Gene Ontology annotation, biological process: fatty acid catabolic process. The transcript is spliced from 6 exons. The coding region runs from base 1 to 795 and encodes 264 amino acids. Gene Ontology annotation, molecular function: fatty acid amide hydrolase activity; amidase activity. NCBI's taxonomy places the organism in Eukaryota, Metazoa, Chordata, Mammalia, Carnivora, Phocidae.
AUGCUGGCACAAGGGGGUUUCAUCCUGGGCAUGGGGUCCGACAUUGCUGGCAGCAUCCGCAUACCAGCCAGCUUUUGUGGGGUCUGUGGCUUCCGGACCACGGGAUACCGCCUCAGGUACUUGGUGCUGGUGAUGGGGGGCGGGGGGGCUCAGCCCAGCCUAGGGGAACAGAAGUCUGGGGGAGUAGAGGGGCCUGCUUGGCACAUCAACUCUUAUCCACUCACCUCAGUACUAGGGGAAGUGGCUAAAGCUAAGAGUCUCCUGUCAGGCACCGAGCUGCUUUGGCUGGUGUGCCAACUCUGCCUGUCCCCAACCCCUGACCCAGUGACUACAGUGGCUGGCCCCAUGGCCCGGGAUGUGGAGAGCCUGGUGCUGUGUAUGCGAGCCCUGCUAAGUAAAGACAUGCACCGAUUGGACCCCACUGUGCCUUUCAUGCCCUUCAGGGAGGAGGUAUACUUCAGUAACCAGCCCCUUCGAAUUGGCUACUGUGAAUCAGAUGGCUUCACCCAGCCAACUCCUAGCAUGGCCAGGGCCAUGAGGCUCACCUCCAGGCUGCUCCAGGAUGCAGGACAUCAGGUCAUCCCCUUCUCCAUCCCCCGUGUAGAGUAUGCUGUCGAACACCUGUUCGUGGGACAUCUGUUUGCCGAUGGAGGGGCCACCCUUCUGGAGAAGAUGUACAUUUGUCAGGACUCAGAUGUAGGGCAUGGGGCUGGGGACAGGGCUGGUGGUGACCUGAGCCCUAGGAAGGGACUGUGUGGGCCUGGGCUGGUGGGAUGCCUCUGGUUAAUUGUGUGACCUUAAACAGCAAGUCAGCAACCCAGGCCCCGUCUUCAGGAUGUGCGUGUUCCAGGGGUGGUGCUGGUGGGAACAGAAGUGUUUCUUUGGGUCUCACCUCCUUCCAUGGCUUCCCUCUGGAGUGGGAGUUGGGUGGGGAUGAGAGCCAGUUGAUGGCUGAAAUGCUGUCACUGACCGGAUACGCGUCUGUGGUUCCUCAGUGAGGGGGACAUUGUGGACCUUUGCAUAAAGACAAUGAUCAAUACGCUCCGCCUGCCAGACCCUCUCAAGUGUUUCUCAGCCUAUAUCCUGAAGUACAUAGAUCCCCGACCUAGCAAGAAGUUGAAAGAGAUUCGUGGAAUGGGCUGAGUGCUAGUCUCCUCAGG